GUGAUGUCUUGAUCUGAAAGGGGGUGGGGGAUGAGGCUCCUGGAAUUCCCCUGCGGCCGGAGAGCCCUGCGGCAGGAGGCGGCGGCGGCGGCGGCGCAGCCGAGGGAAAGGGCGGCCGCGAAGGACUGGGAGGGGAAGCGCCGCAGGAGGGCGUCGCCGUGGCGGCCUUCGCUGGUGGCGAUCUCGGAGGACCGGGCUCUCGUGGUGCGAGAUGGGGCGGCCGAGGGCCGCGGCGGGCCACGGAAGGCCACAGCCAAAUCCCCGAGCAGGGUCAUCCCCAGCCCCUUCAAGAACGACUACGGGCACUAUGGAGUACUUACGACGGCUGUGCCCGCGUUUGCUCCGACUGCCUUCAUAUUCUGAAAGCUUUGAUGGCGAAGAAGAAGAAGAUGGAAGAUGAUGCCGACCGAUCGAUCGAUCCUUUUUCUCCUCACCGUUUUCUCGUUUCCCUUUCUGUGCGUUCCAAUUCCCUGCAAAAAGCCACUUUGUAUAUACAUUCCUGGGCUGGUUUUAAUCUGCAAUCUUUUCCUCUUUAGCAAGCCACA
Molecule: messenger RNA, 545 nt
Organism: Musa acuminata AAA Group (dessert banana)
Lineage: Eukaryota; Viridiplantae; Streptophyta; Magnoliopsida; Zingiberales; Musaceae
Exons: 2
Coding region: 31-363 (110 amino acids)
Source: RefSeq, a predicted model, not a curated record